UCCUGCAGUUCACUUCUCUCCAUGUGUUAUGAUACAGCUCCAUACAGCUGUUAACAUUAUCCUCUCUCCAUCUGGACGCCACAGCAGCCUCCAGCCCCUCAGGAUACCGGCGUUACUUGAGCUCUGCACCUGGGUGGCAACUGUUGCAGAUUCCUGGAUCCAGUGGACAUUUUUUGGUGUUCUUUUUUCCGUGUGUUGACCGGGAACCUUUGUGAGCUCAAGUGUUUGAUUCAGCCGGACCUCCUCCUGCGUGUGUGUGAAAGGUGUUUCAUAUAUCUCAUUUCUGGAAGGAGGGAGCUGCUGUGAGGAAUUUUACACGAAAGCUGAGUCGGAGAUUUCUCACCUGGACACUGAGGAGGCAGCAGGAUGGACUUACCCACUUACUUUUGGCUCGUCACCACGACUCUGAUGUUGAUCCAUCUGCAUCAAGCCUCUACCUUCUCUGUCAUUAGCCCCACAGUGGAGGAAGGCCCCCUGGUGCAGCUCCCCCACACAGCCCACCGGCGAGAGAAACGCUGCUCCUGCGAGAACCAGAAAGACAAAGAGUGUAUUUUUUUUUGCCACAUCGGUAUCGUCUGGGUCAACACGCCCAGCCACGUGGUUCCUUAUGGAUUUGGUUCUGUCCGACUGAGGAGGGAACUCGGCCGCUGCCUCUGCACACACACACAGGACGCUGAGUGUGUGAGCUUCUGCUCUGCUCAGACGCAAACAGAAGGAGAAAACACUGCAGUGAAGAAGACUGACAAACGACUGGAGAGAUACAGAGCUGCAUUGUGGGAGAAAAGGAGCCGACAUGCACUCAAACAUCAAACCUGAGCAGAAACACGAGUCCUCUCCCCUUCAUCAGAAAUAACAGAUCCAGUUUGUACAGCAUGUGUGUGUGAGUGUGUGUAAGUGUGUGUGUUUAUGUAAUGACGGUGAUGUAUUGAGACAGGAGCGCUGACCUCUGAGCACCUCAUCUUUUUAACCCUCAGCUGAUGAACCUGUGACCUCUGUGCUGAUCUCAGAUGAUUUAUAGCUCUGAGAGCUGGAACAUAUUUCAGCCUCGCAGAGAAACACUCACACGUUUACUGCCCUUUGGUUAUUUUAAAUCUUAAAUUCUUUCUCGAGUCGACACAGUCUGUUUGUCAGUGAAGGCUGAAAACCUCACAUCUCCACUGUGACCGCUCUGUUUGGUCCAAGUGCUGAAGUGUACAGAAGAAUAUUGGUGCCUCGUUCUUUUGACAGUAAAGUUCUCACACAGUUGUCACCCUCUGUGUUGAUUCAAAUCUGGUCUUUAAUUCAAGAGGGAAAACUGGAAAAUGGAAAUUACACCAAAACGAAAACGAGCCAGUUUUUUUCCAUUAGAUUUUUUUGUCUUCAUGGAAAAAUAUGGGCCAUUUUUUGUUUUUGUUUUUUGACUGGAAGACAAAAUCUGCUUCAGCACCCCGACCCUUUAUCAGGUGUGAACAGCAGGACAGCCGCACUAUGUCUGAGUGAAACAGAAAACUAUUCACAGGCAGAGUUUAAAAUAUAUAUAUAUAUACACAGAGACGGUCCUGGCUAGUUUUACGCCCUGGGCGAACCAUCCCUCGACGCCCCCCGCCCCCCUGACAAGUAAAGAACAGUCCCUCCAUAAGUAAAGAACAGUCCCUC
This is a messenger RNA of Epinephelus lanceolatus (giant grouper), 1635 nucleotides long. RefSeq names its product endothelin-2. Lineage: Eukaryota; Metazoa; Chordata; Actinopteri; Perciformes; Serranidae. Gene Ontology annotation, biological process: intracellular calcium ion homeostasis; regulation of vasoconstriction; regulation of systemic arterial blood pressure by endothelin. Gene Ontology annotation, cellular component: extracellular region. Gene Ontology annotation, molecular function: hormone activity; endothelin B receptor binding. The record is from RefSeq and is a predicted model, not a curated record.